CAUUUUUUGUCUUCAAUCCAUGGAAGGCCUUCGAGACUCAUCGUCACAAGCUCUCUCUUCCACGACGUCGUCUUCUUCGUCUCCCUCCUGCGAUGUAGACGUUGAGAAUCGUGGAAAACAAUUAACUCCUCCCUCUACAAGAAGAUCUCGAGCUGGUUUCUCUGAUUCUUUCUCUUCUCAUGAUUUAUCAUCAUUCUGUCGAGAUGAAGAAAUAACAACAUUCUGCCCCAUCAAAUCGGAAUUAGAUGAUGACUUAUUAAGGAGCAUAGAAUCGGAAACUUCAUCUUCCGUGGUGAGUACGUCAGACUCAUCAUCAUCAGAAGCUCAUCACCAUCACCGUCAUCACCAUUCGUCUGGAGGUCCCAACAACGGUCACUGGAGAAGAGGUUUCUUCCGUUUACUUAAGAAAGGAUCAUCCGCAAUGCCAUUCAACACGUUCACACCUCUCAAAGGAGUUCCAAAACUGACCAGACGGAAGAGCAAACGCAUAAGGGACAACAUGGUUCCCGUUAUACCUGCUCUUGACACUGAUGACUUGUUCUACUUCAAACCCUCCUGGAGGAACUUCUCUCUCCAAGAUAUUCAAACCGCCACAAAUGACUACAGCCGUGAAAAUCUGAUCGGAGAAGGAGGAUAUGCGGAGGUGUAUAAGGGACAAAUGCCAGAUGGGCAAAUAGUAGCUAUAAAGAAGUUGACUAGAGGUUCUGCAGAAGAGAUGACGAUGGAUUAUCUGUCCGAACUUGGGAUCAUAGUUCAUGUAGAUCAUCCAAACAUUGCUAAGCUUAUUGGUUAUUGUGUUGAAGGAGGAAUGCAUCUUGUUCUUGAGCUAUCUCCUAAUGGAAGCCUUGCUUCUUUGCUCUACGAGGCGAAGGAGAAAUUGAAUUGGAGCAUGAGAUACAAAGUGGCGAUGGGAACAGCAGAGGGACUAUACUAUCUCCAUGAAGGUUGUCAGAGAAGGAUCAUUCAUAAAGACAUUAAAGCUUCUAACAUCCUUCUCACUCAGAACUUUGAGGCUCAGAUAUCUGAUUUCGGGCUAGCGAAAUGGCUACCGGACCAAUGGACUCACCAUACUGUAUCGAAAGUCGAAGGAACAUUCGGUUACCUUCCGCCGGAGUUCUUCAUGCAUGGGAUAGUAGACGAAAAAACAGACGUAUAUGCUUAUGGUGUCCUGCUUCUCGAGCUCAUUACCGGUAGACAAGCCCUCGACAGCUCACAACAUAGCAUUGUCAUGUGGGCCAAGCCAUUGAUCAAAGAGAACAAGAUCAAACAACUUGUUGAUCCGAUUCUGGAAGAUGACUACGACGUAGAAGAGUUGGACCGUCUUGUCUUCAUCGCUUCCUUGUGUAUACAUCAAACCUCCAUGAACCGGCCUCAGAUGAGCCAGGUUGUGGAGAUUUUGAGGGGAGACAAGUGCAGCUUAGAUAAGCUAAGAGAGCGAGAAAACUCCAAACUCCAGAGAACUUACUCUGAAGAACUAUUGGAUAACGAAGAAUACAACUCGACAAGAUAUUUAAACGAUAUUCACCGACACAUGGAGACCGUUCUCGGAACAUCUAAGGAUUCUUGAAAUGUUCUAUACUUGCUAAAUGCAAGACAAAAAUUUCAUUGAGUACCCAUAUUUGUUCACUAUAGAAUUUCUAUGAUUGCUGAGGAUUGCGAGAUGAAUCCGAUCAGGAUUGGAUAUUAAGUUAGAAGAGAAAGGACAAAAAAGUUCAAUAUUGCUU
Molecule: messenger RNA, 1724 nt
Organism: Arabidopsis arenosa
Lineage: Eukaryota; Viridiplantae; Streptophyta; Magnoliopsida; Brassicales; Brassicaceae
Source: the annotation of a GenBank genome assembly